AUGACGGACUCACCCUUGCCGCGGAUCCCGCUGGAUGCGAAAGAGCAGCCCAUCCUCGACAAGCUGCAGUCCAUACGGACCGAGCUUGAACUAAUGAAGCGUGAUCGGUCGACAUACGUCAAGAGCCAAGAUGUAGUAAAACUAUAUGACCAAGUCAUCGAGCAAGUCAUGGUUCUGAACGAGAUCCGCGAAACCAAGCGUCUCGAGCAAAACAAGGAUCAUCUCAAGGAAGCUACAUUCUAUUCGCAGAAAGAUCUCGAGGCUCUCGACAAGAAUGUGCAAGACUGUCGGCGUUAUGUCGAGAGGGGUAGGGAGAUGUACAGUCCCCACCUCGUGACCCUGCUCGAUGCUCGUCUCAAAGUGUGCGAGGAGAUUUUAGCAGAGCUGAAGCUUACGUUAUCUGAGCUUACGCCCGAACUGACACCGAAGUGGGAAAAGCUAGUGUCGAUACUAAGAUCACUUUGUGGCUGCAACGCCAGAUCAAAGUUCCCUCACGAUGAAGUUGAAGAGUAUUCGGAAGAGCUAAACAAGCUCGCCGAAGAACUCAAAGAAUACGGCAUCCGGGCGUAUGAAACAGAAGGGACCACAGAGGAGAGACUAGCUGAGAUGGUAAAUAAGAUGCAACUUGUCCAGGAGAAUCCCGAGCCGGCGCCAGAAGCCAAUACCCUCGUCGGGACCCUGUUGCGGCGAAACCUGCUCUGGGUCACCUUGAUCAAGCAGAAGCAAGGACGUAUAUCACCCGCGUUCAAAGACACUUAUGACAAACUGCUCGCUAUCCGAAACAAGCUCGAGAAACUUACGCUUACUCAGGCGUGGUCGCUCCGUGAGACCGACCUCUGGGACUUCCAGCGUCAGCUUGACCGCGUGGACGAAGCGCGAGUGGACGGCAACUUUGUGGAUGCUCUCGGUCGACCUUCAGAAAUAUACGAGCAAAGGACGUUGCUCUACCUUCUGCGAAAGAGCUAUGCGUUGAUAUACCAGCUCAUAUUAACAUCGGAGCCUGUUUCUGAAGCGCUUCUACCAAUCUAUAACCAACUGACCACGCUUCGGAAAUGCCUGCUUGAAGUGAAGAAGCUUGGGGGCGUUUCUUCACCAAGGGAGCUAUACCCCUACAGCAUGAAGCUGAAUUCGAUCGACAACAUGAGGGUAGACGGAAAGUUUAUGGUGGGCGACGAGAUACCCGAUGGUCAAGGCCGCGUGACACAGCUUCUGGAAGAAUGUUUCGAGCUCGCAUACGAUCUGAGGAACGAUGCGACAGACAACAGCUCGGCGGAGGCCACGCCAUCGAACGAAAAGGCCGAGCCUCUCAGCGCCUGA
Molecule: messenger RNA, 1317 nt
Organism: Pyrenophora tritici-repentis Pt-1C-BFP
Lineage: Eukaryota; Fungi; Ascomycota; Dothideomycetes; Pleosporales; Pleosporaceae
Source: RefSeq, a predicted model, not a curated record